AUGAAAUCAAUUGCAGUCUUUGGAGGCAACGGCUUCUUGGGCCGCAAACUAUGUGAGGUCGGCGUGCGUCGCGGCUGGUCCGUCACCUCUUUUUCCAGAUCUGGCAAGGCUCCCAAACCCUUACCGGGUGCCGAUAGCAACUGGAUGAAACAGGUCAAUUGGGAGAAGGCAGAUCUUUUCGAUCCUGCUUCGUAUCGUGAAAAGCUUGCGGGCAAGUCCGCCAUUGUGCAUUCUGUAGGCAUCUUGUUUGAGAAUACUAGUUACAAGAAGACAUUGAAUCUGGACUUCAAUCCUCUGAAGGAUAUGGAUAAGGUAUGCUCCACGCUUAAGGGACCAAACCCCAUGGAACGUACUCCUCACAAUACCUACGCGGCCAUCCAGCGUGACUCGGCAUUGCUUGCAGCUGAUGCGUUCUUGGAGGAGAACAAAGAGUCGCAGGAUAUGUCGUUUGUGUAUAUUUCCGCCGAUAGUAUACCUCCGGUGAUCAUCCCCGAAGGGUACUUGACGACGAAGCGGGAGGCUGAGUAUCAGUUGGCUCGCAAGAAGCCUCUUCGUAGUAUCUUCAUGAGACCGGGAUUCAUGUUUGACCCAAACGAGGGUAUCAACUUGCGUCUGUUGUUGGGCAAGGCUAUCAACGAGCCUUAUAGCGUGCUCCUGAAGUUUUCUGUCUUCCACAACUCUCCUAUAGGCAAGUUGUUCAGACCGGCUGCUUCUACGGAGCAGGUCGCUAAUACAAUGUACGAGAAGCUCGAGAAUCCAGAGUUUAGCGGCGUGGUGUCGCUUGAGGAAAUUAGAAAACAUUGA
Molecule: messenger RNA, 804 nt
Organism: Australozyma saopauloensis
Lineage: Eukaryota; Fungi; Ascomycota; Pichiomycetes; Serinales; Metschnikowiaceae
Product: ubiquinone biosynthesis protein
Exons: 1
Coding region: 1-804 (267 amino acids)
Cellular component (GO): mitochondrion
Molecular function (GO): protein-containing complex binding
Source: RefSeq, a predicted model, not a curated record